GUUUAACCAAUGAAUGAUAAAUUUUGACGAGAAUUCAAUAAAAACUAGGGAGAAGACAAAUUUUCAUUUCAGUGGUUAUGCAGGGCGGUGUUCCAAAUUUAUCUGAUAUGAGUAAACGGACGACAUUCCCAAGAGAGUACAUUAUGAAGCGCUUUUCAAAUAAAAUACAUUAUAACACCGAUUCGUCAACUUUGUUCUGUACACUUUUUCAAAUUAAAUACUAGUUUAGUUCAUUUUAAAACAGUGAGUUGAGAUAGCUAUACUCUCUGUGGUUACUUAACCGAAGCGACUGAACCAAUUUAUCAGUUUAUCUGAUUCACACAGCUUCGGUGAAAUUAUGGGAUCCUUCAGUCAUGUUUCAGUAAAACUGUCAAACUGUCAACUACAAAACUAUAUUUUCUUCGGCAAAGCACUCGCAGUGUUCUUCGGUCUUUGUGUUAUUCAACAGGCGGUUUUUGCGUAGUUUUGGUCCUAGUUUUCUGUAUAACACAAUGAAUUUUGGCCUUUUUCUUUGACCGCUCACACUGACUACACUAGCGUUCUACUCGCAAGUACUGACGAAGUACCAGAAAUGUGAUUAUUUUAUACGAAUUGAUUCCCUGGCAUUGUUCAGUUCUGUGAUCAAGAAAAUAACCCAUAAUAUCCUCAAGUUGAAGAUUUUCUUGAUUUUCUUUACCCGCUUCUUUUGGUUUAUUUGUACAAAUGCCGACCUCUCGCUGUAACAUUGUGUAUUCCACAUCACUCUGCAUAGUAAAUUCAGGCUUUUUAUGAUCAGCUGUCUUCUGUGUUAGUCUUGUCAGCCGUGUCGGAUCUCUGUCCUUCCCGCUAAAACAUCGUUUAAAUCACAAUAAAGUUGGAUGAGACGGUUGAUCCAAAACUACAAGAUAAGCCUCCGACGGAGAUAGCUGAACAAAUAGGAAUUAUAGAAAAACGUGUUUCAAUCAAUUCGCUCUCAGUCUCUCAGCUCGGGCUUUCGAUCGAUUGAUCGGUUUAAGCACUAUGCUACACCUGAUCCGGGUUUUGACAUGGAUCAACCUUUUUCCAUUAAGACCGUGUUUUCAGGCUUUCGAUUCAAGAGAUAUAGAUCAUUCUGUUCCGAUAAGAUUAACUUUUUUGUAGCCUCUUUGUCACUUUCAAUACAUGUACUUAAAGACGUACAUGACAUUGCUAAGGAUAAUAUUGUGCAAUGUUUUCACGUCGAGUUUUACCGUAAAGUACGUUGCUUGUAUUGCAAAAUUAUUCUGAAGGGACAGGAAACCUAACUGAAGCAUCUUUGUCAUGCAUGAAAAAUUUCUAUACUGGAAUUCAAGCGUGAUUUAUUUUGCUUUUGUGAAGAAUCGCCUUUUUCAACUAUCGGCUGAACGGUUUUUUUACAUGGUCUGGCACCACAAUCCGGGCGUGAUUUAAUUAAAUUCAAAGCACGUCUCAGCGAAAUAAUUGGCCUUGAAUUUGCGCAUAAAACAAACAGAAUACCGAACAAACACGAAACGCGAAAUUUCGCCAAUUAAAUUCAUUUACUAUCGGUUAUUAGGCAAACCAAAGCAAUUGAAAGACACUCCUUCGAAAAAUUUAGGUAUAUUAAAAAUCCUGGAAUAUAAACUCGAUUUCAAUUGCUACGAUAAAUUAUUUGUCCUGAUGGUUAACAUGAAUCAAGCAAUUAAAUCAAAAAUAUUGGCCAGCCCCUACACUUAGCCGAGCAAAAAAAUCGAAUAAACGUUAAUUUAAAAUUGAUCUUAAGAGAUUUGUGUGUUGAUACAGUAUAUUCAAGGAAAAUGUCGGAGUCCAAAAGAAUGACAAGCAUUGUAUCGAUUUAAAAAUGACGCCAAAAAAUUUAGCCGUGUACUCAAGGAACUGCCGUGCAAGGUUUACCGAAAUGAUAGAUUCAAAGCUUGAGCUUUGCUUUGAAAGAUCCGGAUUUCGUCAGGUUUAUUGAAAACACAUAAAUGUCGGAAACGAAUUUGCUCAAUGCUAAUGUAUGAUAAAUCACUUGAGUCAAGGUGAGACUUUUUAAUACAAAAGACAAAUUUAUAGUAAACUUGUGAAACUUGACUGAUAUUAUUGAGUGCUGCCAUGGAUCAACUUUAAUAUUGAAAGUACAUGAGCCAUGAAGUGAUUUUGGGGCUAGAAGCAUCUAUCUGUAGCUUUAUCGCCGAUUCUCUGUUAGUUUUUAUUUUAUUACUGAAUUUAUAUUAUAGCAAAAUAACGAAAUUCUUUAACCUUGCUAUAAAGAAAUUCUCCACUUUUCUAGAGUACAACAAAGGAGAAUUUCCAGUGAUGGUACCACGGUUAUUUCAUUCUUAAAUUAGGUUUUUAUCGUGUAAUCGCCACAGACAUCAGUCAGGUUAGAGACAUAAGAGCACGACAUAUGCACAAAAUAGAUCCUUUUUGACCCAAAUUUGAUUGGCCCUUGAGGCAUAACUGGGAAAUCUUUGCACGUAACAUUUUUAAUUCUACGAAAAGCACGUGCAGGAAUUGCACACGGAAUUCUGAAUCCGUGCAGUGAAAUUAUGGUCUGCUUUCUUAUCUACAGAAAGUAUGAUUUUUAAUUUAAUUUACGCGCACCAGUAACAGAUAGGGCACGGAUAUUAGGCGGGUUAUGAAUGGUUAAAAAUGAUCCACGUGGUUGUGACAGAAUACGAGUGAUUAUUCUGAAUUUUCAUCUUUACUAUAGUUUACUCAAAUACAUAUUAAAGUUCUCAAGUUCUUGCCAUGCCUUAGGUACUUACCUUGUUUGAGCACGGAAUUCAUUCCCGUCUUGAAAAUUGAUCAACUGAACAAAAACUGCCAAAUUGUGAUGCUUUUUGUAUACUUUGGGGAUAAAAAGUUUUUGAAACAGGACGAAACAUACUCCUUCCUGUGUUAUUAUGCUAAUUGUGGCAAAAGGUUAGCGAAUGAUUCAUUUCUCCCUUAUUUAGCGUAAACAGAUCGAAAUAAGAAAAGUUGUUGUCCCAAUAGGGAUAUUAAUUAUCAUAGUUUUACCGAUAUUAGACUUUCGCACCCCUCAAACUAUUUAUUUAUAUUGCAUUUUUACCGCCGUUUCCUUACGAAAAAGGCAAUCUUUACGCAGGGUCGCUGUUACUGGUUUAAGUAACACUCCGUGUAAAGGUCAAAUUUCACAAUCUUCAUUUCAAUUUGUUGGAAAAUGGCCAAACCGAAGCCUUGUCGUUUAAUGUUUUUCAUUUCCUUUAGUAUUGAAUAUCCGGCUAAAUAAAAGACGGUCCGGCUAAAUAAAAGACGGGCUUCACAGAAAGAAAAUAGCUUUUGAUUACCGGCGUCUCUUUGAUAUAAGCACAUUGUAAAAAUAAGCCUUUUAUGUGAUUUAAUUCUGUUGCAAGUUUUAAACGCGGAAGAUGUGGAGAGAAAAAGAUUGAAGUAGAUAUAUCUUUUUGUAAAUUUAGUGAAGCUCGGGGAUUCGCGGAAAAGUGGUGUAAUUUGCUUUAAUACUCUUGUGAAACCAGAAGGUAUGCUAAUUUUUAAUUCGCGACCCAUUUGCCUGAAAGAACGACAUUUUACUUCUCGCACAGAAAUCCUUGGAAUUAACAUUACUUAUAUUAAAAAAGAGUGAUAGAUGAUCACUUGGACUGUGUUGAACAAGGUGGGCUCGGUUAUCGAUUUUUCUAAAGGUUACCUGACUCAAACCGCGCAAAACGAUCACCAAAUCACAAAAUCAAUGUACGUGAGAUCAUGAAUUAUUGUCAGGUGUAGUGAAUCAAAUGCAUUUUAAAUAAACUCCAUAGCGAACACACGGCCUGCCUAAUCAAGUCGAAAUAUAACACAAAGCUUUCACAGUGUUAGCCCUGGAAAAGACGGCAAACGGUGCAACAUAAUAUUCUUUACAUUUUUCAUUUUGCGUAACUAUUGACAGCUAACUACCCGGACCUUGUCAAUAUUUUAAUUUAGACUUGAUAAUUUUAAGCUAAUGAGCAUCACCGAGAAAGUGUUUCAUAUAACUGGGAAAACGUCGACCUUAGGCCGGUUAACGAUUAAACAUCUGUGAACUGAACAACAACUUUAGUUAAACAGUAUUACUGAUAUCAUUGCAAACAAGUCGGAGACUUAAGUAUGUCGGCUUAAUUUGGUUCCAAAGAGGACAAGAAAACAAAGAUUGAGAAAAAACGCAAAACCUACAAGAUUGGUCUAAGAGUACCCUUCAUCGGAGCAAGAAAAUAAAUUUGGAUUGUCGUAAAUAGCCUGCGCGAGUUGCGAAAAAGGCAAAACGGAAAAUCCAUGAUUAGCAACAAGUGCUGGAUUUCCUUUGACUGGUAGAAGCAGAGAAGGAAUGAAAAAACUGCCAUGAAUGAGCUUAUAUGGGUAAUGAAGUUUAUCCUUUUACUAGCUUUCAGAGAAUUAUAAAUGAAAGAGAAGAAAUGAGGCGACAGAACUGAUAUUUGCUUUAGAAGCUUGUUCAAUUUGAAUCAAACUCACCCCACCCUUCUCGGGUUUACCUCGUUUAAUUUUGGCAUCUGACAAAAACCUUUCGUGAGCAAUUUCAACAUUUCGUGACUUCUUUAAAACGAAACUUAAACGCCUUGCUGUUUAAGAAAUCGUUGCAGAUAUGGAACGAAACGUUUUAAAUGCGAUACAAAGAUAACAUCUUAGAUGCGAGAUCGUUUCGUGACUUGAGAACGCUAUUUACCUUGUUAGCACCAAGUGCUUACUCAACUUAGUGUAUAAUGCUCAAACGUGAUAUCACGUCCAGCGUGUAAUGCUCAGACUUGAUAUCACUGCAAAAUGUAAAACAACUUGAAACAAAAACAAAACCAAAAUAUCGUUAAUAGAUGACUAAAUUGUAUCAAUUUUUGUUGAUUCAUUUGCUGUCAAAACUUUUAUUGGUGGUAUUUCGUCUGCAAUUAGUACUCAGCUCGAUUUUUAUAAAUUCUUUUCAUUGAAAAACUUUUUUUGAAUAUAUUUUUAAUAACAGCACUUGUUUUUCAGAUAUAGAAAUCAUACUGUUGUUGGAAAGUAUUUUCCGCCCAGGCAUAAAAGUAAUAAUGUAUACGAAUGAACGAAUAUAUCAAAGCGAAAUUGUUGAAUUCUUAUCUAACGUGAAUAAAAAUUGUAUCUGCACGCAUUACGGACCAGCCAAUCAGGAAUUUAAGAGCGAGUAUUCAAGUACGUCUCACAGAGUAAAAGGAUUGCACAUGGUAAAAUUAAAGUUCAAAUUAUCCAUACGAAACAAAGAAAAACUGAUCAAGAAAGUUAUUUGUCAUAUUUUACAACAAACUAAUUUUCUUUUAGAGAUUUUCCUUUCGGUGUUUCCUCUGAGUUUAAUUAAUCUUUGUCAAGAUGGCAUCGACCGGUACUUUUUCCAGCGUGGGAGAAUAUUACUUUGAGUGAAUUAUAGCGAGGCGCAGACGCCCGCCCUUGUGUUACGUUCCGAGCUCUCACGAAAUUAAAGGUGGAGUCGGAAUAUAAAUUGCCUAUCAGUUAAGCCAGAUAGUCGGCGUGGAUUUCCACUCUUUUGACAAAACCUGAAAUCGCUGAGACUCGGCCUUUACUGUGUUGGUUAGAUGCAGCGAUCGAAUGAAAUUUACUACUACUACUACGAAAUACGAAACUGAACUCAACAUGUCACGGUGCCGACAAAGGGUAGUCGACAAGUACGAGUGAAUGCAGACUACGGUGAGCGUCACUCAUUAUUCUGUCAUUGACUACAAAGAAGUGUAGAUCGUGGUCUUCAUGCGGCGAAACCACCAUGGUGACUGUCAUUACUAACAAGCUGAAAAAUCAGUCUCUCGAGGAUCUCCCGAAUAAUGAGCCGGAGAUAAGUGCAAUCCAACUCCGAGCUAACCCUGCCCGAACUACGCACAUUUCAGAAUGCCCCCUCGCACACAGGCUGCGUCGAGAUGUGCGCCAGAUUAUCGGGCACUCACGGACGCGGAGUUACCCAUCACAUCGACCUAGACGAACAUACUGCAAGAACUGUUCUUCAAGCGACUCAUCUGCUAUGCACAGGAGUGCUCAGCCACCCGCUAAUAAGAAAUUAUGUUCUUCACUCUCGCUACCAGGGUGUGAAAGCGCAGAGGUGCAAUCAUCCUGGGUUCCACGAGCUUCAUCGGUUUGGCAACCGGUGGAAAACUGCGGGGUAAAACCACGGUCUGAAUCGUGCCCGGACGAGAAAUUUAACUUGGCUGAGUCGCUGUGGAUGAACAACGAGGUAGAAUCCAUUUCAACACCUCCUGCCUCGCCAACACCAAGACCUGCUUCAGCAGAUGCAGCACUCGGGGAAAAACACCCAUCCACGAAAAACGAAAGGACUGAUUCUGUUCUCACGGCGAACAAGAUUAGCAAUGCUAGAGACUUUAACUUUAAUUGGAAACCGAAUCUAGCGGGGUUGCAAAGAAGCCGUUCACAACCCUGCUUCGAUCGAAAGAGAAGUGGUAUGAAGAGAAGGAUAGAAGAGGACUUCGACGCCAGGAGACCUGCAUUGGACUUGGCGAAAAUGGAAGAGACCUCGUACUACCGUUGUCGAGACAGAAAAAGGGGCCUACGGAUUCCAAAAUACAUGAAUAAAAAGUAUUCAAGAGAAUUAACAAGCUAUUUCGCGGAGCCGGAGAAUUUUACGCUGAAACCGAUCGCUUCAUCUCCCCUGUACGCCCAGGACAGCAGUAUUAUGAUCACCCCAACCUCGUCUCCAACGAAGCAAAUGGAUUCAGGAAUCGAAAUCGUCGAAGGCUUUGAAGAAAACAACAAGAUAUCAGACCUGGAAAACGGCAGAUUGAAUAAUUUAAGCCCUAAAGCACAGGACGAAGGAGUUUUUCAUUUAGAUUAUAAUUCCGACCUCGAUUUGAACUCUAUUGAAGACGAUCUUUUAUAGGAAAAAAAACACUUUGGCAUGUACAGUCUUUUAAACUUUCAAAGUUUGUAAAUGAAGCCGCUCGUACGUGGACCACUUACCAAAACAAACAUUUAUUUAUUGCCUUGUAUUUAGAUCCUAGAGUUGUAUUAUCUCCUUGAAUAUAUCCAUGUAGAAACAGGUCUUGUAUAUUUUUGCAUAUAUUAAGACUGUGUUACGCAGAUGAACAAUUUUUGCACGUUGUUCCAGCUAACAUGAAGUUAGGAAGAUACGAAAUUCAACGAAAGGAUGUAUUAAAAUGGGAAGAGAUGGAUCUUAUAAGAUAUUAAAGAGAUUGUUUAAUAGA
Molecule: messenger RNA, 7142 nt
Organism: Orbicella faveolata
Lineage: Eukaryota; Metazoa; Cnidaria; Anthozoa; Scleractinia; Merulinidae
Product: protein FAM53A-like
Biological process (GO): protein import into nucleus
Cellular component (GO): nucleus
Source: RefSeq, a predicted model, not a curated record